UAGAUUAGAGUUUAGACUGAAGAGAUAUCAGUUUUGUACCGACUGCUGAAUAAGGUGACUAAAAAAUGUUUCAAAUAGUAAAAUUGCUCCUUGUUCUAUGCCUCAUGGGACAAGUGUAUAACAUGCCUCAGGAUGAGGCAGAGGCUGAGAAAAAUAACGAGGAAGAGGAAAUAUAUGAGGAAGAUAGGAGACCCGAGAAGAAGAUAGAAACUAUUAAAUUGGAAACAACGACAGAAGAAGUGUUCAUCAUCACCGACGUCCCCCAAGAUGAUAUCAUGGUGGCCCUGAACAUAGAUGAUGGAAUCUACUCCACACAAGCGUAUAGGUACAUCAACAGUCAGUACAGCAACGGAAAAGAAGACGAAAGAUGUUACGACGAUUACAUGAAGUGUCUCUCAUCACAGGUAGUGAUGAACAUAGUCUGCGGGUACAACAAUAGGUACCACUACGGCCGGUACACCUUCAACAGCUUCUGCGACUUGUACUUCGACAACUGCAUACGUGGAUGGAGAUAUUGGCGCUUAUUCAAAUAUGGAGAGUGUCCGUCAUACUAUUCGCGACGAUGACCUGAUAAGCCAAUUUGGACUUUAUUGCCUUCACAAUAAGAUCGAAGUACAUCAGCUCGGCGACAGCUUAUAAAGAUCUAAGUACACAUUAAAAGAACAUUAAUCUUCUUAUUAUAAAAUAAAAUUGUUUACCUUUCGCCGUAGUAAAACUUCGGACUUGAGACAAAGAAUAAAUAUUAAUGUAGAGACUUAGAGAGGCUAGCACAAAAUAGAAUUAUUUGUACCUAAAUCCUGGCAAAAUUUUAAAAUUAAGGGGAUU
Aricia agestis (brown argus) is the source of this 825-nucleotide messenger RNA. RefSeq lists its product as uncharacterized. The record is from RefSeq and is a predicted model, not a curated record. The transcript is spliced from 6 exons. Bases 66 to 566 code for a protein of 166 amino acids. Lineage: Eukaryota; Metazoa; Arthropoda; Insecta; Lepidoptera; Lycaenidae.